CCUUUCUCUUUUUUCUUAUUUUAUUUUAUUUUAUUUUAUUCUUAUUAUUUAUGCUUGUUUUGUGUGCUCAUGCCAAGUGGUAAUCCCAAAAAGACUCUUCCAUGUGAAGGUUGUCGAGAAAGAAAGAAAAAGUGCUCCGGUACUUAUCCUUGUGUCAGAUGUCAACGCUUGGAUAUCAAAUGUGUCUAUUUACGUCCUACAUUACCUCCCGAUCAUGCUUAUGUGAAUUUACUACAAGAACAAGAAUUAGCUGUACAAGUGGAUACAUUGGAAUCUACAAUGGUAUCAAUGGAAAAACUUUUGAAUCAAUUACGCCAUGCCAAUCAAGGUGUCAUUCAACAACGGACGCUUCGAAACGAAGCUUACCCAUCUACCAUCACAAACAACAAUGAUCAACAACCAUCAUUCAAUUGGCAAAUCAUUUUAGGCAAACAAGGUGUCACUAUCAAUACCAAUAUCCGGUCUUAUGCUGAUUUAUUAGAACAAAUUCAAGUAUGGCAGCGGACAUGUCACUCGCUUGCUACUCCAACUUUAAUACGAUCACCUUCUCCGUUUUCUCCUAAAGAAAUGACCUUACGUCGACAACUUCCUCUUUGGCUCUUACGUCGUGGUCACUUUAUUGCUAUUACAACGUGUGUCAUGGUUCAACGAUCUAAAUCCGAUAGUACACUCUGUGAAUCAUUACCAACACCACCACUGCCAACAUUACUUCAUAAACAUCUCGAUCAUCAUCAUCAUCAUCAUCAUGAACGACAGUUAUCAUCAAACCGUUACGAUCACCAACAUCAACAAUAUCAAGAUGAAAUAUUUCUUUCUCCUCCUCUUUCUACAUCAUCAACUUCGUCAUUCUCAUCAUCACAAUCAUCAACGAUUACAACAGCAAUAGAUAGUGAGAUUCUGACGGAUCAACUCUCUCGCAAUAUCUUGGAUACGUUUUUUGAUUGUUACCUUGUACGCAACAUCUUUUUACAUCGAUCUACUUUUUAUCAUCUCUUUGUGGAUACUUCAACAUCAUCAAUAUUGAACGAUGGCUAUGUGAAUCAUCCUUCCUCCCUUUUUGAUUCUCCUGUGAUUUGUGCGGUAUGUGCUGUGGCAUUGACUGUUCGAUGUCGCCAUAUGCUUCCUCUGAUACCUUAUCAAGAACAUGCAACAAUGGCAAACAGAUAUUUUUGUCAUGCUCGUGAUUUAGUUUGUUUCGAUGAACCUACAUUGGAAUCCUUCAUCACCUUAACGUUUUUGGCCUUGUACAAACAGUUGACAUAUUGUGUGGAUGAAGCUUCAUUUUAUUUGGACCUAGCCUUUCGAACAAGAUGUAUCCUUUUUGGCGGCAACAAAGAUAAUAAUCACCUUUAUAAUGAAGUCUUACAAAGUACAACAGGAGACGACAAGCUACGGCGAGGGCUGGAUGAGAUGAUCAAACGAUUGCACUGGGCAUUAUGGGAAGUAUAUACCUCCUUGGAGUAUUACAGCAAUCUUCGUGGAGUUCCAAAGUCAACCAAGACGUCGUCAGUAUCCAUCACCAGAAAGGAUCAUCCAAUUGCGAGACUAAUGCAAGGGCGAAAAACAGAUUAUAUACGACAUCCAUUACCUGAUGAACCAGCGAUUAUCCAACGAUCAAUACAACAUGCUUAUUAUCAAACUGAAAUGAUGGCAACGCAGGGUUCCUUUUUACGACAUGUUCGCUUCGGUAACAAGGACACGAUUGAUUUGAAAUAUUUGGCGGAAACGGAAUAUCGGUUCAAUCAAUUUUAUCAGCACUUACCAACAGAUUAUCGCAUGGACCCCAACUUGUUAUUAGAAUACAAUCGGUUGUUUGAUGAUGGUACUUUUCGUGAAAAAUUGAACGUCAUUUGGAAUACUGGGGUACGAUCAGGUGAAGAUACUAUUAUGGAUGAUACCAAAGUGGCGGCUUUGAACAUGACAAUACAAUAUUAUCAAGGUAUCAUUUCUAUGUACGAACCUUUCUUACCUGAUUUAUGUGAUCGACGACGGGCACAAAAGGCGGGAUUACUCAAAGAUGAUGGUGACACACCUUCCAUUGAUGGAUCAAUGACUACAACUGAUGGAUCAACAUCGAUUACGACUGAUAAUGAUGAUAUCGUUAUUGAACCUACACCUCAUGAACGCCUCGCUCAAGAAAAAUGUACAGAUGCAGCAACGAUGAUAGUAAAGUUAUUGGAUUAUCAACGAAGUUUAUCAAAUCAUUGUGCUGUUAAUAUUCACAUUUUGUUAACGGCGUGGGAUAUCCAUAUGCGGAACGCUUGUAUUGGCAUGACCUUACCACCUCUUACUUCAACAGUAUCCAAUGAUGAAAAAAUAUAUUUUGGUUGUCUGACUUUAUCAAGUAUUCAUCAAGCACGACAAUAUCUCUUACAAUGUUUAUCUAUUUUACGUGAAGGUUAUCUAUUCAAUUUUGCUGAACAUGCCAUGUGGAGAUAUUAUGAACAUUUGGAACAUCAAUUAUUAUACUCGAUGAUGACUUCUCCUCCUUCUGCUGCUUUCUGGAUACCCUUUGGAAUAUAGUUUAGUAAUAGCUUUUUUUUUUUUUUUUUAUUAAACUAGUUUCUCCC
Halteromyces radiatus is the source of this 2570-nucleotide messenger RNA. RefSeq lists its product as uncharacterized. The transcript has 2 exons. The record is from RefSeq and is a predicted model, not a curated record. Gene Ontology annotation, molecular function: zinc ion binding; DNA-binding transcription factor activity, RNA polymerase II-specific. NCBI's taxonomy places the organism in Eukaryota, Fungi, Mucoromycota, Mucoromycetes, Mucorales, Cunninghamellaceae. Gene Ontology annotation, cellular component: nucleus. The coding region runs from base 70 to 2523 and encodes 817 amino acids. Gene Ontology annotation, biological process: regulation of DNA-templated transcription.